Messenger RNA from Strigops habroptila (Kakapo), 3031 nucleotides. It is a transcript of the gene LOXL3, whose product is annotated as lysyl oxidase like 3. Gene Ontology annotation, cellular component: membrane. The transcript is spliced from 15 exons. The record is from RefSeq and is a predicted model, not a curated record. Gene Ontology annotation, biological process: peptidyl-lysine oxidation; inflammatory response. Lineage: Eukaryota; Metazoa; Chordata; Aves; Psittaciformes; Psittacidae. Gene Ontology annotation, molecular function: protein-lysine 6-oxidase activity; copper ion binding. The coding region runs from base 97 to 2508 and encodes 803 amino acids.
GCUCCGCUCGGCACGGCUCGGCACGGCUCAGCUGGACGCUCUCGCUCGGCGCUGCCGGAGCCGCGCAUCCCGCAGGGACCAGAGAGCCCGGCUGCCAUGGGGACCUGCCGCGGGUGGGCACAACCGGAGCUGCUGGUGCUCAGCGUGUGGCUGUGGGUGAGCAGCGCCGGCCCCACGCACCCGCCCGGCCCUGCACUGAGGGUGCGCCUGGCUGGGUACCCGCGCAAGCACAACGAGGGCCGCGUCGAACUCUUCUACAACGAUGAGUGGGGCACCAUCUGCGAUGACGACUUCACGCUGGCCAACGCACACGUGCUGUGCCGGCACCUCGGCUUCGUGGCUGCCACCGGCUGGGCCCACAGCGCCAAGUACGGCAAAGGCGUCGGGCGGAUCUGGCUGGACAACGUGAAUUGCGCUGGAGGCGAGAAGAGCAUUCGGGACUGCAAACACCGGGGCUGGGGCAACAGUGACUGCAGCCAUGAGGAAGACGCGGGUGUCAUCUGCAAGGACGAGCGCAUCCCAGGCUUCAAGGACUCCAAUGUCAUCGAGACAGAGCAGAGCCAUGUGGAGGAGGUCCGGCUGCGGGCGGUGGUGGCUGGGGCCCAGCGGCAGCUCCCAGUGACAGAGGGCAUCGUGGAGGUGCGCUACAAGGACAGCUGGGCACAGAUCUGCGAUGAGGGCUGGGGCAGCCACAACAGCCGCGUUGUCUGCGGCAUGCUGGGCUUCCCUGCCGAGAAGAAGGUCAACAGGAACUUCUACAAGCUGUUCACAGAGCGGCAGCAGCUCAAUUACCGGCUGCACUCGGUGUCCUGCGCGGGGACGGAGGUGCACCUCUCCAUGUGCGCCUUCGAGUUCUACCGCGGCAACGCGUCGGCCGCCUGCGGCGCGGGCAGUCCCGCCGUCGUCAGCUGCGCGCCCGGGCCGCAGUUCGCCACCGGCAGCGCCCACAAGAAGAAACAGCGGCAGCAGCAGCAGCAGCAACAGCAGCAGGGCCAGCCACGGAUCCGGCUGAAGGGAGGCGCGAAGGUUGGCGAGGGCCGCGUCGAGGUGCUCAAGGGCAGUGAGUGGGGCACGAUCUGUGACGACCGCUGGAACCUGCUUUCAGCCAGCGUGGUGUGCCGCGAGCUGGGCUUCGGCAGUGCCAAGGAGGCUCUCACCGGGGCGCGCAUGGGCCAAGGGACGGGGCCCAUCCACAUGAACGAGGUGCAGUGCCUGGGCACCGAGAAGUCCCUCUGGAGCUGCCCUUUCAAGAACAUCACGCAGGAGGACUGCAAGCACACAGAGGAUGUGGCCGUCCGCUGCAACAUCCCCUACAUGGGCUACGAGACCCUGAUUCGGCUGAGCGGGGGCCGGAGCCGCUUCGAGGGGCGGGUGGAGGUGGCGGUGGGGGCCGGUGCCGGGGAUCAGCCGCGCUGGGGGCUGGUCUGCAGCGAAGGCUGGGGUACGCUGGAGGCGAUGGUGGCCUGUCGCCAGCUGGGCCUGGGAUUUGCUAACCACGGCUUACAAAUCCGCCUCUCUGGUGGCAGGACACCGUUUGAGGGCCGCGUGGAGGUAAAGCGAGGCAGUAAGUGGGGCAUGGUGUGCAGCGAGGGCUGGACCACCAAGGAGGCGAUGGUGGCCUGUCGCCAGCUCGGCCUGGGCUAUUCUCUGCAUGCGGUGACGGAGACGUGGUACUGGGAUGCCAGCAACGUGACGGAGAUGGUGCUGAGCGGGGUGAAGUGCGCCGGCCACGAGAUGUCCCUGAGCCACUGCCAGCACCACGGCUCCAGCCUCAACUGCAGGAACACGGGCACGCGCUUCGCUGCCGGCGUCAUCUGCUCCGAGACGGCCUCCGACCUGCUGCUGCACGCGCCGCUGGUGCAGGAGACGGCGUACAUCGAGGACCGGCCGCUGCACAUGCUGUACUGCGCCGCCGAGGAGAACUGCCUCUCCAGCUCGGCCCGCCUGGCCAACUGGCCCUACGGGCACCGCCGCCUGCUCCGCUUCUCCUCCCAGAUCCAUAACAACGGCCGCGCCGAUUUCCGCCCUAAGGCUGGCCGGCACUCCUGGGUCUGGCACGAGUGCCACCGGCACUACCACAGCAUGGAUAUCUUCACCCACUACGACAUCCUGACCCCCAACGGCACCAAGGUGGCGGAGGGGCACAAGGCCAGCUUCUGCCUCGAGGACACUGAGUGCGAGGAAGACGUGGCCAAGCGGUACGAGUGUGCCAACUUUGGGGAGCAGGGCAUCACUGUGGGCUGCUGGGACCUGUACCGGCACGACAUCGACUGCCAGUGGAUUGACAUCACUGAUGUCAAACCAGGCAACUACAUCCUGCAGGUCGUGAUCAACCCCAACUUCGAAGUGGCAGAGAGUGAUUUCACCAACAACGCCAUGAAAUGCAACUGCAAGUACGACGGGCACCGCAUCUGGGUGCACAGCUGCCACAUCGGUGAUGCGCUCAGCGAGGAGGCCAACAAGCGCUUCGAGCAGUACCCGGGGCAGCUCAACAACCAGAUCUCAUAGGAACUAGCCUGGGAGACGCCGGGGGGAGCCCCGGGGGGGCAUCUCCCACCCUCCUCCCGCACGGGUGGGAGACACUGCUGGAGCCUCAGGGGCCUCAGCCCCGCGCUGCGGCCACCGGCACCCAUGGGGCUGCUGGGACUCGCCGGCACCCACCAGCACCGCGCACCCACCCUGGCCCAUGGCCACCACCCAACCACUGCCCAGAGGCUCUGCCCACGUCCCCUGGGCCGCGGCACACGGGCACAGGCCGGGAGGUCCCAAACCCCACCAUGCGCCCCCCCCCGCUCCCGGUCACCGCAGCUGCACCUCCCUGCUCCCCAACAGUCCCAGUUCCUCCCCAGGACCUGCCACCCAGCAGGGACCCGCAGCCCCGCAAGGCCCCGGGCGCCCUGGGGAGCCCCUCGUGGUGGGGCUACCCUGCAGCCCUUUGCCGUGGUGUGGCUGCCCCUGGCCCACGGCCGCAGCGGCUCCCAAAUGCCUCUUAGCUGUAACUUUAUUUUCUCUAUAAAGUUGUCAGUCGUUC